Anastrepha ludens (Mexican fruit fly) is the source of this 1578-nucleotide messenger RNA. Its product is annotated as putative nuclease HARBI1. The record is from RefSeq and is a predicted model, not a curated record. The coding region runs from base 347 to 1123 and encodes 258 amino acids. The transcript is spliced from 3 exons. NCBI's taxonomy places the organism in Eukaryota, Metazoa, Arthropoda, Insecta, Diptera, Tephritidae.
GUAUUUGGCUUAUGAUUUAUCGCGUGGAGAGGAGGAAGUGAGCCCUCAAAUAGUUGAUCGAAGUUUGCUCCGGCAUGUGGACAAUCCUUUCGAUUUGGAUGCAGGGGAGUUCCAGAAGUUAUUCCGUUUAACUCCAGACUUCACCGAGGGCGUAGUUUCGCAGCUUGACAGCCAUCUUAGAGGUUCAAGAAUAACAGCGAUUUCGACUGAAAAACAGGUCAAUUUGGUAACAUUCAAGCUAAUUCAGUUCUAAAUUCUGCCUUUAUACAACUAGGUUCUAGCUGCACUGCGAUUUUUUGCAACCGGGUGUUAUCAACGACCCGUAGGUGAGCAAUGGGGAAUAUCUAUGAGCCAGUCGUCCGUUAGCCGUAGCAUUCAUCGGGUAACAGCUGCAUUCAACAGCUCCAUGUUUUGCGCAAAGGUGAGAUUUCCCAUGACCCAAGUGGAGCGGCAAGCGGCAAAAGAAAUUUUUGCUUCAGCAAUCUCCCCGUUUGUGGGAGGUACCAUUGGAGCUAUCGAUUGCACGCACGUGUCAAUUUUGGCCCCGAAACGUCAUGAAGAAGCGUAUGUCAACCACCACGGCUACCAUUCGCUUAAUGUCCAAAUGAUAUGUGAUCCUACACUUAAAAUUUUAAACGUAAAUGCCAAAUUUCCGGGAGCACGGCACGAUUCAUAUAUUUGGAGUUCCUCUGCGGUGCGAAUGGUUAUGCAACGGAAUUUUGAAAUUGGAAACCAUAACUUGUUUUUGAUUGGUGAUUCCGGGUACCCUUUGGAGCCUUGGCUGAUGACUCCUCUAACAAACCAACCGGAAGGUACUCCGAAAUUCUUGUACAAUGAGGCAUUGUGCAAAGCUCGUAACCCAGUUGAGAGACUUUUUGGUGUUCUUAAGGCAACGUGGCGGUGCUUGUCUCAACAAAGGACACUCUUGUACGAUCCAGGAUUUACUGGACAAGUAGUUAACGCGUGCUCAGUUUUACAUAAUAUUCGUUUAAGAGAAGGAAUAUACCAGACCGAAAAUAAAUUCACAGAGCCCAGAACAAACGACAUUUUUGUAAACCAAGAUGCACCAUCCUCAACAGCAAAGCGCAUCCAAGACCGACUGAUUGCUAAUUUUUUUACUUAAAUACUAUUUUCACUCAUAAUCAUUCCGCAUACAUAUCUAUGUGAACACUCGGGUAUAAAAAGUUAAAACAUUUUCAUAUUUAUUGUAAAAACCUUUUAUUGAACAAAAUUACAUGCAGAUUCAAUAAAAACAAUUCAGUCUUUAACUUCAGUUUACAUACAGUUUUAGGUUACAGGCACAUAAAUCUAUUUAUGUAUAUAGGUAUGCAUAAGCGUAUGUACACAUGGUUUAUAAAUUCAAAGGUCAGUCUAUUUGUAAAAACGAAAACAAUACAUUCUAAUUCAUUUAAUUAAUGUUACUUAACAUUAGCACAGCUUGUUUACUUAUGUAAUUCAAAUAAAAAGUAACUUCAGGUACUAAAAUAAACAUUUGGUAUAUAUGCACAUAAAAAGGUAAUCAGGAACUGCGGAAUUGGUUUCUAAUCUACAUACGAUAUAUUGCAUUCGUUAGAUUGU